AUGAAUACCACCGCAAUCGCACAAAGCCUUGCCAUCCUCGGCACAGGGAAAGUAAAGACCAAGCAAGAGCACCUCAACCACUCCACCGGGAACAUCCUGUUUAUCCUUGCAAUCGUUGGCACAAUCUUCUUAAACGUCUGGAUGACCCGCGGAAUCCACAACUUCAGAGAGGUGACAACCUGCUGCACCUUGGCUAUCGGGAUGAGUCUACUAACGGUGCUGUACUUCAUCAUGGGGAAUGUGCUGAUCAAUGGCGGGCUUGGGAUGAAUAAAGAUGCAGUGAUGUGUACUGCUAUCUCCAAGACGAUGAUGAGUGCCUACUUCGCGAUAAAGGUGUACAUGGGGUUUUUCUUUUUCAAGAAGCUCCGUGAGAUCGUAAAUAUGGUGUCAAAAGGCUACACCCGCACGAGCAAACAAAUUAGUGUAAAGGGCUCCUUCUACUACGUCUUCCCACCCAUACUCGUAGUCUUCAUAGCCUGCAGCCUCUUCUCAGUCUCGGGUAUCGAAACCCACCUCAAGCUACGCGACAUCCCCCACCCCGGCAAAAAGACCUACUGCGUCUUCACCAUUUCCCACUCGUUCAUGCUCGUGCCCCUCCUCGCACUGCUCACCCUCGGCACCGUCACCACCUUCGCCACCUCCUUCCUCUGCUCCUCGCCACUCUUCUCGCGCAACAUCCGCAACCACCCGGGCUCGCCCGCCGCGGGCACGGCCGCGCUCCUCAGCGCCAUCAUCCCGUUCGUCAGCUGCGCCUGCUUCAUCGGGAAGGGAGGGAGGGAGACGGCAUCGGUGACGAAUCUGGCGUGGGCGGUGGACGUGAUGGUGAUGCAUGUGCUUGUGUGGGCGACGGAGGGGCAGUGGAGUUUGAAGAGCACGGAGAUGAGGUCGAGGGUGUGUAAGUGUGUGAGACUGCCGAGUCAGAUGGUGGGUGAGAGGAGUGUGCAGGAUAUGAAGGAGAGGAUUAUGGAGGUGAGGGCGUUACACAGGGGGAUGAAGAUGGAGGAGGAGAUGCUGCUGAGGGAUGGGAUGCUGCUGGAGGGUGAGGAGGACGGUGGGAUGUUUGAGAAUAUCGAUCUUGGGGGUGAGCAGCGCUCGGGUUCGGCCCAUAGGGUCUAUGACGAGAAGGAGGGUUCUCCAAACCUCUUGGGACCUUACUUGGGUUCGCUGGUUAAUGUUAGUCAGAAGAAGGUUGAGAGGGAAUACAGGCCGACCUGGGUUUGA
Morchella importuna is the source of this 1221-nucleotide messenger RNA. RefSeq lists its product as uncharacterized. Bases 1 to 1221 code for a protein of 406 amino acids. The transcript is spliced from 4 exons. The record is from RefSeq and is a predicted model, not a curated record. Lineage: Eukaryota; Fungi; Ascomycota; Pezizomycetes; Pezizales; Morchellaceae.